This is a messenger RNA of Endocarpon pusillum Z07020, 2274 nucleotides long. RefSeq lists its product as uncharacterized. The coding region runs from base 1 to 2274 and encodes 757 amino acids. Gene Ontology annotation, cellular component: plasma membrane; cytosol; cytoplasm. NCBI's taxonomy places the organism in Eukaryota, Fungi, Ascomycota, Eurotiomycetes, Verrucariales, Verrucariaceae. Gene Ontology annotation, biological process: ubiquitin-dependent endocytosis. Gene Ontology annotation, molecular function: ubiquitin protein ligase binding; protein-macromolecule adaptor activity. The record is from RefSeq and is a predicted model, not a curated record. The transcript has 2 exons.
AUGCCUCUCGACACACUAUUUUCAAGCCCUGCGUCCUCUAUCUCGCGACGAAGUUCUAUCUUAUCGCGUUUCACUGCCCCCUUAGCCAACCGAAACCGCAAUAUCGCCGAAUUCUAUGUCGAACCGGAUAAUCCGUGGAAGUCGUAUUUUCCAGGCGAGACGAUCAAGGGCUGCGUUGUUCUGACAGUUGCGAAACCUCUUGCAAUCACCCAUUUGGUCGUCUGUCUACACGGCCAUGCGCGGGUUUACAAAAAUCAGGUUGUGCCUGGCGAUGGCUUAGCAGCGUCCGGCUUCCUUGGACCAGGCCGUGGAAGACGAGGUGUCGAAUACCUCGGCAACGGCUUCGCUUCGCUUUUCGAAGAUGAGGCUGUUCUAUGUGGCGAAGGACUUCUGAAGAAAGGAGUAUAUAAGUUUAAGUUUGAACUGGAUUUUCCACCUGGAGGACUACCCAGCAGCAUUGACUUUGAGCGAGGCACCGUCUCCUAUUUCGUUACGGCAACCUUGACACGGCCAACAACUAUAGCGCCAACGCUUUCUUGCGAUCGCCGAGUAUUUUUUCAAGACUCAAUAGAUGUAGGCCACAUUCCUCUCCCAACACCUCGAACAAUCUCUCUAGAACCGAUAAGCAAACGAAGUAGAGUCAAAGCCAGGGUCAAGCAGACAUCUCUGGAUAAGGUCCGAGAAUCCUCCUCUUCUCGUGCAAUGAAACGCACAGAAACAGAGCACACUCAGCUCUCAGAUCCUUCAUCAGUAGAUCGACCUCCACUCAGUCCGGCCCCCAGCGAUCUGAGCUCUUCAAGCGCCAUUACUACUAGCUCGCAAAGCUUCCAGAUUGUGAAUGACUCUCCACCGACUACAGGUGCAAGUCUUGGAAACAGUGAGACAAAAAGCAGCAGCACAUCCAUGUCCGGGAAAGCCAUCACUGCCAGCACCGAACUUCUGAAAGCCGGAGCGCUGCCUGGGGAUACUAUUCCCCUGAAGAUCACUAUCAACCACACCAAGCCGAACGUGCGCGGCCUUGUAAUUGUGACCUUGUACCGACAGGGAAGAAUCGACAUGCAUCCUCCCAUCCCGCUCACAUCAAGAAACAAGGGUAAAAGAUCUGAGUAUGAGGAUGUUUAUCCGAAGUCCAGAACUGGGCUUGGCGGGCUGCAUUUCUCUAAUAGCUCACCAAGUAGUAUAUUUCGCAAGGACUUAUGCCAGACUUCCGCAAUGAUGGUCGUCAAUCCCCACACGUUGACAGCUAACGUUAGGGCAUCAAUCAGAAUUCCUGAAGAUGCGUUUCCUACCAUGGCCAAUGUUCCCGGUAGCAUGAUCGAGUUCAAAUAUUACAUCGAGAUCGUGAUAGACUUGUGUGGAAAAUUGGGUGAAUCAAGGUUUCUUCCACGAAUUUCGUUAACUUCGCCACCACAGAGUUUCAUCAGCACCAAUGGUGAUUCUGGGCUUCAAGUGACCUCACACUGGGCAGAUAACAUUCUUGACACGGCGCAGCUGAGACGGGGGAAGAACAUUGUGGUCUGCCUGUUUGAGAUCACCAUAGGAUCGACAGACUCCACAAGAGCUUCCAAGAAGUGGAACGGCGUGAGACGAGCAGAGAGCCAACGGUCAAGCAAUAUGGCCGAAACAGACCCGUCUCCGGCCGAGGCAGAAUAUCAUAUGGAGAAUGGAUACUACAGUGAGCAACAUGGCUACGGUGGAUGGAACGAAGACCAGGGACAUUGGACAGAGACUCAGCUGCCUGUCCCGCGAUUUGUUCCGCCUCCGGAACCCGAGGAGGAAGUGGACGAGAAGACCAGGUUAAGGCGGCAGGAGGCAUUACUACUCCCUAGCCAACCUCCAGAAGAGGGCGGUUUUUCUGCGGCUGGAGACGCCGCAGCUCCCUCGGCUCCCUUCAUACCUGAGGAAGACGGUCUGUAUGAAGAUUACGGUGUGCACGAUGGCUUGGAACAAUCAUAUCCGGAACGUGUUACCCCUUCGGCAACUUCAGCUCGAUCGGUCGAUACCAUAGUACCUUCCUACUUCAAUUCUCCUCCAGCAGUCAACGGAUACCACGAUGAUCCUACGGCAGACGACAAGCAAGAGCUUGAGCGGCAGCGUUUGAUGACAGAAGCCAGUGCGCCUCCAGCGGAUGAUGAUGACGAGGGCACUGCUGGGCCUUCUGUGGCAGUCGAUGCGGCAACUGCACCAGUCGUGACAGAAGAAGACGAAUACAAUGCACAUACACUUUGUAACGAUCAUGUAGCCGGUGACAAUCUACCACGAUAUCGACGAUGA